This is a messenger RNA of Ixodes scapularis (black-legged tick), 2970 nucleotides long. RefSeq lists its product as uncharacterized. The coding region runs from base 1 to 2148 and encodes 715 amino acids. The transcript is spliced from 13 exons. The record is from RefSeq and is a predicted model, not a curated record. NCBI's taxonomy places the organism in Eukaryota, Metazoa, Arthropoda, Arachnida, Ixodida, Ixodidae.
AUGGGGGUGCCGAUAAAGCGGUACCAAGAACGUCGUCCCCGAGUACAGCUCUUGCUCGAGUGUUUGAAAGUUUCUCGUAACACGAUUCCUGCAGGCAAGGUGACCUUCGAGAAGCUGACCAACCUGGACUUUGCGGGCAGCGCGUACUACACGAUCCGCAACCUGUCGCUCUACGAGUGUCAGGGCUGGUGCCGGGACGAGAAGGACUGCGCGGCGGCCGCCUUCAGCUUCGUCCUGAACCCGUUGUCGCCGCAGCAGGAGACCACCUGCACGCUGCAGAACAGCACGCAGGCCCGGAAGCCCACCGCCCGGCCCCAGAAAGCCGUCAACCUCUACUACCUCGUCAAGAACCACAUACGCUCGGACAAGGUGUGCGACCGGCUGUGGUCCUUCGAGCGGUUCCCGAACCAGAUGGUGCGGGGCCAGGACGCGGCGGUGCUCUUCACGGCUAGCAAGGACUCCUGCCUGGCGGCCUGCCUCAACGAGGACCGCUUCGUGUGCCGCUCGGCGGAGUUCAACUACGUCACGCUGCAGUGCCACCUGAGCGACGUCGACCGCCGCUACCCGGGCGUCCAGGACAAGUUCGGAGACGCCAUCGGCGUCGACUACUUCGAGAACGCCUGCCUCGAAGCAAACGAGGUGUGCUCCGGCAUGCGGACGUACGAUUUCGCGCAAGUCGGCGUGUCCCAGGAGAUGGUCACUCACUACGUGGACCUCAACUUCUACCCGGAUAAAGAACUGCUGGUGAACAGCAAGUCGGAGUGCUUGCGCGCCUGCACGGUGGACAACGACUUCGUGUGCCGGUCGGUGCUGUACAAGCCGAACCAGGACGGGACGAUGCAGGGAAGCUGCUCCGUCUUCCACGUCGACCACCUGAUGCUGCCCGACGGGGCGAGCACCUUCGUGGGGCCCAGUCCCCCGCUGCCGCUCCUCGACACCGGAGAGACCAAAGGGAUAUACCUCGAGUCCCGCUGCACGAACGGGACCAGGGUGUAUGCGGCCAAGCCCGGUACGCUGAAGAGUCCUCCUAGUCCACCGAGUGAAACGCGAACAUCCACCAAGUCUCCCGUGUUCGCGGACUCUCCAGACCCUUCCUGCGACGCUUACGGCGUCUGCUACGACGUGUCAAUCCAGUGCACGGACGCCAAGAUCGUGGUGUACGUAAAGACGAGCCGUCCGUUCCACGGCCGCAUCUACGCCAUGGGCAGGAGCGAGACGUGCAACACGAGCGUCCGCAACAGCCAGGCCUUUCGGCUGGACCUGUCGCUCACGGGGCAGGACUGCAACACACAGUCCAUGGGCGGCGUCUACACGAACACUGUGGUGCUUCAGCAUCACAACGUGGUUCUGACGAAGGCCGACAAGGUGUACAACGUGCGGUGCACGUACGAGACGUCCUCCAAGAACAUCUCAUUCGGAAUGAUGCCAGUCAGUGAUCUCGAUUUCAGGGACCCGGACACCACCCAGAUCACGGCGUCACCCGAGGCCCCGCUGCCAAAGAUCAUCAUCUUCGGAGUCGAUGGAAGGGAAGCCUCGACAGUGCGAAUCGGCGACAGGCUCACCUUCAGGAUCGAGAUUCCAGAAACCACGCCGUACGGGAUCUUCGCUCGGAGUUGUAUCGCCAUGGCCAAGGACGCCAGGAGCACCUUCGAGAUCAUCGAUGAGAGGGGCUGCCCCGUGGACCCGACAAUCUUCCCCGGAUUCCUCCAGAUCGACAGCAGCCUGCAGAGCUCCUACGAGGCUUUCAGGUUCACGGAAUCGUACGGUGUCAUCUUCCAGUGCAACGUCAAGUACUGCGUCGGGAGAUGCGAACCCGUGGUAUGCACACAUGGCAGGGAGAGCAUCGAUUCCUGGGGACGUCGGCGACGGGCGGCGAGCCGCUCUCAAAGGACGACACAAGAGAUGACGCUGAGCCAGGAGAUCCUGGUUCUCGACAUCGGAGAUGAGCCUGCAGCGAGGUCCAUGACCGAGAAACCCCCAGCGGUCAACGAGUCAUUGAGCUACCAAGAAACGGUGGAACUCAUGGACAAGUGUGCCUCGAAGAGUUCCGUCAUGGCCCUAAGCAUCACAGCAUCAACACUACUCGUGAUCUACAUCUGCACGGUAGCAUACUUUGUGGCACAAAGAAGAGUUAAGACGUUACCUUGAAGGACCUUCCAAUCUUGCAAACAAGCUACUCACAAUUGGUUGUCAUGAUUAGCUUCCACAGAAAUAGUGCAGGAGCACUAAUCUACGUUCAUUUUUGCAGUUUUCACUGCACACAUCUUGAGGGCGAGCUUUGUGGAGACCUUUGAGAGGUCGCAAGUCUCCGAAGCUACCCUUAUAUGGCUGGACCAUUACCUUAUGGGUAUUAAUCGCAAGGCUUUUUGCGAGUGCCAUUGCCUGAAACAUUUCUUGAUGCUUCGCGUGCCGCAAUUUAGGUAUGUAUGAAAAAAAAAAAAGAAGGAAAGAAAAGCCAUCUCAGAGCAUUCGCUGCAAGAAUCUAAAGAAAAUGUUAAUGCAGACCAUACCAGAAUUACUGGGUAAACCACUACAGUGUAAUGCAAAUAUUGUUUUUGUGUAAAAAGAAAACUCAUUCUACAAGGAAAAUAAAACAGCGCAAAAAAGACACGGACAAGCAGAAGGAAUACACAGACACAGCGUCCAUGCCUCCUUGUGCUUGUCCAUCUUGUUUGCAGUUUUAUUUUCCUUGUAUCAUUUACCGAGUCGCCCAUCUACAGACGCUGCUGCAGCUCAUCUUACACUUCCGUCUCCAAAUGCUCUGCACCUCUGAAGAACAUUUACUCACUGGCACCCACACCCGUAUUGUUGUUGCCAUGCGUGUUUGCAAGGCGCUACAUUAUCCCGGCUUUGUCGCGAUACGCAGCUUCAUGAUCGCUCGUCAAAACUUGGGUAUGUACAGAAAGUGAAUUGGGCAUGUCUCUAGUUGUGUGCCAGAUAGCAGCAGCCUCCUUUGGAAUGUUCCAAGAU